UAGAAUAUGCGGCGAAUUCUCUUUCUUUUACCUGAGUUACAAGAAAACUGAAGAUCCUUGGUCAGUCCGAACAAAUGGCCAUUGUAGUAAAUUUCGAUUCACGUGAAAUUUCAAUGUAAAAAAUUCCUCCAUUGAUUUUACGAAGUUUGAUUCGAGUAGGAAUUCGGGCCUCCCGAGACAACUUUUUUUUUUGCUUCGAAAAUAUGCAUAGGGACAAUCUAGUAUCGUGGAUCCAAAAUAACGCAUGAUGAUCGUGAGAAAGCAAACUGCAUUUUUGGGAUGACUGGGACACUUGCAAAUAAAUUGCAUCUUGCAUUCGUUAAUUGGUCAUUACACGUUAUGAAAUCGUAGCAACGUAACUCCAACAAUCAUUACAGAGUACAAACGAGUAGGUGGUGUAAUUUUUCGAUUUGACGAGCUUCUGCGAUUUGAUCAAUCCUAAUUAUCUCCGAUUUUUCAUUGCGAUAUAAGAUCUCUCAAUUUGCCCCACGAAUUUCCAAAAAACCAGAGAACCCAGUGUGCCUUGCUUUUUUUCAACUUUCGAACGAUCGUCAACCGCAGGGGUGUCGGGGUGAUCGAUAACCGAUCGAUCAUUAAUCGAUGAAAAUUUUUGCUCUCAUCGCCCGCGUGAUCGUUAUUCGCGUAAGUUACAGACGGAUGCUGUUCGCCGACAGGAGAUGAGAACGAAUCCGAGUUUCGCCGGCCGCGUGUUGCUGCAGAGAAAUUGAAAGAAACUUAUUUGACGUCAUAGGUAGAUGGCGGUUCUCGGAUCGAGAGUCAUCGUAGUUAUGUUUAGAGCGUCGCGAGUAUCUCCCGACUCUAGAUAUCUCUCAUUGCUCGUUGUUCGCUCCCGCUCGUUGGCUACCACCUACUCUCCGUGCGAGCGAGUGAGUCCGCUAUUACCGCGACUUCUAGUCGUCGCUGAAUAAAAAAGCAUCCAGGGUAUAAGUCCGGCGAGCCGCUCUCACUCUGUCAGUGUUCAAUCGUACUUCGCGAUGGGUGCGUGUCGCGCUGCCGUGUUGAUAAUUCGUGAAUAUAUUUGAGAUUAAUAAUCCAUCGUAAACGUCAGUGAGUUUGGUGAUCUCGAGGGAAUUGAUUAAUUUAUUUAUUUAUUUUUUUCCUUUUUUUUUUUCUCCUCCCUCUCUCGUCGACACCGUUUAUCCAUCGAUUCCCCUUCCGAAUUUCUUACCGAAAAAAAACCGAUUCGCUAUUCGGACUUCGAUGAAAAAUCGUUCGAUAAAUAAAUAGCAAGGUUACACGUACUCGGUAUAUCUGUUGGUCACGUGAUUACCGCGCAGUCGAUUCGAUUGGAUUUCAAUUUGAAUCAGGACCAACUUUACCUGGGUGGUAAACAAAUAAAUCUCGGUAUUUUAUCGGUAAAAAUAGAAUCGACGAGAUAUCUCGUACCGCUGCGAGGAGGAGACAAAAAGACGGGAAAGACAACGGCGGAAAAAAGAAAAGUUACGAACAGAUUAAUUCGAUCAAGUACAUCCUAUUAUUUUGAUGGCCGUGAUACACUAAUCGUGACGCAAGGGAGUCCAACUGGGAUAGCCAUUGUCAGAAUACCAUAUCACACCGCUACGCCGUGGUUAAUAAACCGAUGCGAUAAGCGACGAAAAUUUUUAAUACCAAUUUACAUUACGGUUGUACGUUUCGAAGAGGAACAAGAACGACGUGAAGCGGAGACGAUAAUUCCGAAAGACAACUAUCUCGUAAAAAUCGCUGGGUUUUUAAAAUUAUAGCGAUAAAUAAUUUUCCCACAAAAUUGUCGAGUGUCGUCGUCGUCGUCGUCGUCGUCUCGUCGGGGUGUACAAUAAUUUUGUACGUUUAAUGUAAUCGUCAUUAUUAUUACAACCGCAAGUACACGUACAUCGAAUAAAACUCUCACCAUUAUUAUCCGUCUCUUAAAAUCGAAAACAAAUUUUAUUCUCAUCAGCUUACAUACACACGAUUGUACACACGGUACAUAAUACUUACGUACAGAAAUACGUCGACGGAGUCACGUGCGCCGAUAUACAUACGUACGUACAAACAUACAAAUGACACAUAUACCCACGUUGGUACGUGCAUAAAAUAAAAUCAAAUAAUUUAACCAGCUGUUGGAUCCUCCCGUAAUAAUAUUGAUAAUAAUUUAUUUGACUCAACAGUGAAGUGUUUUAUGUUUAAACAAAGUGGUGGUAAUUUACCAAAAUAAUAAUGACUGCUAUGCUGGUAUCCGUUGCGGAGCUCUCCAACAUUUUCUCCGUACUCGCAGUAUUGAUAUGCUUCUGCGGGGUCAUCCUAUUUAUCAUGAGUUCUUUAUGUUCGGACAGAAACAUGAUGGUGCUUCGGGUACACGGAGAUGACCUUAUGUUCGGUGGAAGCAGUGGAGUUCUGCCUCACGCGCCCCGAAUACCCCAGAUGAAGAUGAUGAAAGUUCACAUACCCUUCACUUUUAAGCUACACGAGAGCUUCAGAAGCACCUAUGCCGAAAUUGAGUGCGAAGUAUCCAGCCAAGUGGAGUAUUCUUUACAAGCGAUUUGGGGUGUCAGUAUACGAGAGUUGCAUCUCGCACUUUGGAGGCCUUGGAAUGCCCUGAGAGAUGCGUCCUUGAAAGGAACCCUUCUUCAAGGGCACGCACAGUACCUCACACCACCGCAAGCUAGACAGCCUCACGGGGAACAUACGCUGAGAUUGUCGCUUCCGGCGCCGGAACUCCAAUUGGGAACUCCACCCCGCCUCUGUUAUCCUCUAGUCAUAUUCCUGACGCGUAGAGACACCAGAGAUCUGCACCCCGACGAGACGGUGGCACUUGUCAACGUAGUACACAUUAAGGACAACGUGUGCACCUUACCCACCUCCAUCCUGGCGCAGUAUCUUAAGCAGGCGAAUGGGCAGCUGUCCUGUCUCAAGCAACUCUACCUGGCCACGGGUAAUUCUACGAGCUACGACGACGACGUGUCAUCGACGGGACUGGGUCCAGCGCUGGCCUUAGCUGAACCUUGCAACAAUACACCAGGCAGUGGACCAGGUGCCCUGGUUGCCUCUGGUCCGGGAGAUCCGUCGGAAGGUUCCCUCUGGAAUUCAGCAGGAGAGCAGCUUUGCGUUGUCUGUCAAUACUUUCCAUUAUCACGUGCGCUUUUGCCAUGUAGACACACGUGUAUAUGCGCUUCGUGUUUUGGUAAGCUAGAGAGAUGUCCGAUGUGCAGAAGUCCUAUAAAAAGUUACUUUUGCAUACGCGGCGAGGAGUACAUGCCGCCGGAAAAGGAGAUGAAUCCUUGCAAGCACAGACAACAGACACCCGGAGCUUCCCAUUGGCUUCACGAUUGGAACGACAGACUCACCGAUUUUUUGGGAUUUGCACGUUGAACGACUAACAGUUGUCGAUAAUGAAAACUACAGAAGGAGAACGAGAUUAGUAAAGAAAAAGGAGAAAGAAAUGAGGACGAUAUUACUGGCGAACUAUUAUUAAAAACAUUGAAACUAUUAUUUCCUUUCUCGUUUCGAUUUCUCUUUGUGACUUUGGGAAUAAUUCGUAAGCUUUGAUACUACGAUGUUUGAUAACUAUUUCCGUGCAUUCGUAGAUGAUAUAGACGGAACGGCUUUGACGACCACCUGACCACACAAUACUUCUGAGACAUGGUAACGAAAGAUUCAAUUUUCACGGAUUAUUUGAGUCUUGACUCCUCCCCCAUUAUUCGAUGACUUUCCCCUGAUAAGGGGACUGAAUGAUGAACGGCGGAAUUUUAUUGUCAGCCAAGCCUAGAGCGACGGAAAGGUCGGUAUUGUUUAAUAUUGUUUGGAACGUAUCGAUAGCAAACUGAUUCGUGACUGGCUAUGUUGCAUGUAUCGGUAGAAUUCUAUGGUAGAAUCAAACAUGAGAACGUGUAUUUGAAUUUAAUUUGAAAGCAAUUGGAAGACAAAUAAUUCGGAGACUUUAAAGAGUUUAAUUCUGAUUCUGCCGAGAAAAAAAUUAUAUUUGCCCCCAAUGCAAUUGACGACGUAACAUUCGCCCACGCUGGUAUGAACGGAUGUGGUCGUCGCCCACUAUUAAGUACCAAUGAAUCGAUAAUAAAUUGACGAAUGAAUCGAUGAUGAGGUAUAAUUAUAUCAAUAUAAUAAUGUGUAUAUAAUGUAGGUAUAUGUAUAAAAACGAAAAAUUGGUACGAAUCGUCUAAUUGAUAGGUGCACAAUUUCCUCCGUUCGCACCGACCGUUAAGUAUUUUCCUUCGUAAGAGUGGUUUCAUUUUACAGAAAUAUUUUGCAUCAGGAUUAAAUUGAGAAAUGUAUCUAUAGAAUAUCUACUUUCCCCCCUCUCACCCCCUGUCACCUAAAUGCGAGUCGUUUGCUUGUAGUUCAAAUCAGCGAGUGAAAAUUAAAUCUUUUUCUUCAAAGACAAAUAGAUUUCGUAAAAAAUAAUACGCGUAUUUUUGUCACGAUUUUUUUUUUAUUUCUAUUUUUUUCCGAUAGGGAUAGCGAAGUAUUCGGCAAUAAGUUGCGAAGUAAGACAAAAUAUCGUGACGAUCAUUCACUAGAAGUUAAGUUGUAAAUACACAGACUGUGAUAAUUCCGAUAAUAUCUAUGUAACUAUGGAUUGCUCUCCUACGAGAAGUGCUUAAUUGCUUAGUGCUUGGGUGAAGGGCACUAUAAGACAACCUUAUUAAUAUGAUUUUGAUAAUUUAUUGUACGACACGAUUUUCAAUGUUUAAUUAAUCAGCCUUAAUGCCAAUAGUAGGUGUAUAAUAAUGAAUUUAUUAAAUAUGAAAAUGUCUCGUAGUGAAGAAGAAUUGAAUUAAAAAAAAAAAACAAUAAUAAUAAUGAAUAAUCAAAUAAAAUUAUAAAAAGAACCAUAGUAUGCCGCAAGUGCGAAUUUGUAUAUAAACUACUCGUAUGAAUUUUAACAUUAAGAUCUGUGAAAUUACUCUAUUUUAGUAGAAUACUAUGAUUAUUAGUGUAUUAAUUUAUGUAAUAGGUAAUAAUAUUCCAGUGAUGAGGAGUAACACUCUGCCAGUACGUCAGGACUUGUACAUAAUUUAUUAAAUAAACAGUGUUACAUUAAGACCAA
Messenger RNA from Athalia rosae (coleseed sawfly), 5044 nucleotides. Its product is annotated as cell growth regulator with RING finger domain protein 1-like. Gene Ontology annotation, biological process: negative regulation of cell growth. The transcript has 6 exons. The coding region runs from base 2197 to 3348 and encodes 383 amino acids. The record is from RefSeq and is a predicted model, not a curated record. Lineage: Eukaryota; Metazoa; Arthropoda; Insecta; Hymenoptera; Athaliidae.